Molecule: messenger RNA, 2325 nt
Organism: Plasmodium gonderi
Lineage: Eukaryota; Apicomplexa; Aconoidasida; Haemosporida; Plasmodiidae
Product: GPI mannosyltransferase 3
Exons: 1
Coding region: 1-2325 (774 amino acids)
Biological process (GO): GPI anchor biosynthetic process
Cellular component (GO): endoplasmic reticulum membrane
Molecular function (GO): alpha-1,2-mannosyltransferase activity
Source: RefSeq, a predicted model, not a curated record
AUGAUAUAUGAUAACUUUCUUAAAUAUGGAAAUGAUAUGGUAAAGAAGUGUAUAAAUUCAAAGAGAUGUAUGUUGUACUUAACUCUUUUCAGGUUAUUUAAUUGUUUACUAGUUCAAACAUCAUUUUUUCCAGAUGAGUAUGCUCAAUCUAUCGAAAUUUCUCAUUAUUGGGUAUUUGGUUAUGGUCAUAAACCAUGGGAAUGGGAACCUUGUAUAUCAUUGCGAUCUGUUAUGCACCCUAUUAUUUAUGCCAUAUUAUUUUAUUUUUUAAAAAUCACGAAAUUAGAUACACCCAAUGCAGUGUUAUAUGCUCCCAGAAUUUUUCAGGGCCUAUGUGCAGCACUGGGUGAUUAUGGAAUUGUCAAGUUGGUUAUUCUUUGGUAUUCUGAGUUACACAAAAACGGAAUUGCAGGUAAUAAAAGUGAUAAUGAGAAAAAUGGAAAAAGUGAUAAAAACAUUAUUGAAAAGCAGGGUGAAGAAUGCUCCUCUGUUAUCUACACAAUACUAAUUUGCUAUUUCAUUUGUUGGUUCCACUUCUACACAAUUUGUAGAACCUCUUCUCAUUCAUUUGAGUAUAUUCUCAACAUAUGGGGGGUAUACUUUAUAUCUAACAACUAUCGUCCCCAAAUUAUUGUUAAGGGAAAAAGAAUAAAUAACAAUUCGAAUGAGAACCUUAUUGAUGGUAAUAAUCUAAGGAAAGGAGAUUCAGAUUUUGUCCAAAGCUGUGUAAUUUACAGAAAACAGUUAGCACAAGAGUGUCAUAAGAGGAAUAAUAAAGAGGAACAGAAAACUAGGAAUAGCACAGACAAUAAUGAAGCUUUGUUAUAUUCCCAUUUUGUGUCAGUAGGAAAUAUAAGAGAUUCUCCGCAGGUUGUAAUGAAGGAAGGUAUUUCAAAAUUAUCGUGUGAUGAUUUCAAGAUGGACCCAUACAAUAAUACAGAAAAAUUAUCCAAAUUGAAAAUUGUUCAUAUGCAGAAUUUGUUACUAAGUUUGUUAUGUAGUUCAUUUUGUGUAUUAAUCAGACCUAACGCUGCUCUAUUUUGGAUAUGUAUAUAUAUCCUUUACUUGUUACAAAGCAGGAUUAAGAAUAAUAAUGUGAUAUUAUCAUUUGAAGAAGUGUUUAUAAUUGGGAUUUUGUAUACUAUAAUUUUUUUAUUAAUUAGUAUUGGGAUAGAUUCAUAUUAUUAUAACAAAAUAACUAUAUCAUUUUUGAAUUUUUUUUUAUAUAAUUUUUUAAGUGGAGAAAAUAAUUAUUUUGGAGAAAAUCCCAUCCAUUUUUAUUUUUCAUGUGUAAUACCAUCCAUAUAUCUAGCCUUCACACCAUUCACAUAUUACAGUUUUAUCGAUUUUGUCAAAAACAUCACUAGAAAAAGAACUUCAGUUCUUCAUGUCUUUCUCAGUAGAAUAGAUCAUAUUGUAUACCUUGCAACACUUUUAGAAGUUCUAUCUUUAUCAUUUAGUGUACACAAAGAACAUAAACUACUAAUAGGAUACAUCCCUUUUAUUACUAUAUUUACUGGUGUUAGUCUUCACAAGUUCUGGAUAUACAUUCAGGAACCUUGUUAUUCACAACAUGUGAAUAUUGCUAAUGGAAAAGAUGAUCGUGUGUAUACAAAUGACGGAAUGGAGGAAAAAAAAAAAAAAAAAAAAAAAAAUUUCCUAUUGUUAAAUAUAGGGUUUCUACUUCAUAUCAUAUGCAUUGUGUUUUUCAGUAGGAUACAUAAUAGCUCACCAGAGAAAGUAGCAACUUAUUUUCGAAAUUUAAAAACAGAUAAUGAUAAGGAUAUUACUAUACUGAUAACCGAUUGUUACGAUACCCCAUUAUAUUCUCAUAUUCAUAGAAAAUUUAAAAUAGGAUUCUUAGAUUGUUCUCCACACAUUAAAAAAGCAAAUGGUAAUGUGUUACAUAAUUGGAGAAAAAGAAUAUACGACAAUCAAUUUGGAAAUGUAUUUUAUGAUAUAUUCGAUAUAAAUAAACGGACAUCUGACACACUUGAACCAUAUAUCAUACCAGAAAAAUCAUUUCAUUGGUUUGGACAUAAAAAUUUUAAUAUUAGAAAACAUUUCGAAUUUAUUUACGAAAAAAUUAACUUUACCUGUCUAUAUUAUCGUUUUUCAAUACCAUUAAAUGGAGACCUCCCACUUUAUUUAGUAACGACCUCGGAACAUUUGGCACAUUUGAAGCCAUUCUUAACCAAAUUUAAUUAUCGCCUUGAGGUGGAUCCUAUUUUUUCUCAUUUUUCCCUCGUAAAACAGGGAACAAAGCUUGGUGUAGUCAAUCAUUUGAUUUUCAAAAGGUACUAUGAAACUGUUCAAGUACCUUAG